AUGUUGAAGUAUCAAGUGAGAAAUGCGAGCAGCAGUCGACCAGAGUUGAGAUCAACAGGCAGCACAUCAUCGGGGAUUUCUCUCGGCAGUCGAUCACCCUCAAUUUCUUCCCUUUCUUCAUUGGAAAGUAUUGAUGGAGAAACGGGUGUCCUCAAAAUCUACACAUGGAACGUGGCCGCUUUCUCCGAUUACAAAGCAUUGAGGAUACAUUUGACAACAACAGUCGCUGAAUUGAUUGAUAUUCUCGUGAGCAAGUUCAAGUUAUCCGCUCGAGAUCCGAAUCUCUUCGAAAUGUUUAUGGAAGUGAAAACGAGACAUGAAGGGAGAAUAAAUCGAUCAUUUCUUUUACUCCAUCCACAAUGUCGACCAUUGGAAAUGCAUAGAUGUCAUCCAGCCGACGAUCAUCGCUUUAUUGUUCAUUUGAGACAAGGUGGUACGCUUGUUCGUGUCUACGAUCACCAUUUUGAGCCACAAAGCAACUACAAAUCAGUGCUAUUGGCUGGUGAAACGAACGCUGAAACAGCGACUCGUUUAGUGAUUUCGAUGAACAGAAGAGAACCAACACUAGCAACACAAUGGGCAUUGUAUGUCGAGAGAGAAGACGGUGAAUCAGCUCAAAUCCCUCCAGAAGCUCCACUUGUUUCAAUCUCGAAAAUGCUUUGCUUAAAUCAUCGGAUUUUGUUGAAAAAGAUUCCGCCAAAUCAGUUG
Mesorhabditis belari is the source of this 708-nucleotide messenger RNA. Lineage: Eukaryota; Metazoa; Nematoda; Chromadorea; Rhabditida; Rhabditidae. The record is from the annotation of a GenBank genome assembly.